This is a messenger RNA of Miscanthus lutarioriparius, 393 nucleotides long. The record is from the annotation of a GenBank genome assembly. Lineage: Eukaryota; Viridiplantae; Streptophyta; Magnoliopsida; Poales; Poaceae.
AUGGAUGGGAAGAACUUCAGCAAUAAACAGCAAGCUGAACAAAAGAAUCCGGAUGCAGUGACAGACAGUGUUCCAAGCCAAUCUCAAGAGGCCUUGAAUCCGUUUCCAGAUUCAGAUGAUGGAAACACCAGUCCGUUCAAUGGCCAUGAAGCUGAUGUGAACAUGGAAGCUGCCAUCUCGACCGAGGACGUCAUACGAGCUGGUGGGUUCGGAGCGAAGGACGACAUUGGUAGCCUCCUCCCGACAGCAAUUGAUUCUACCGAUUUCGAGGCCUCGCUGCGGGACGCCCGCGAUUUCGAAGGCGAGAAAGAGGCGCCAGCACAUCCUGGACUAGGAUGGAAGGGGGAGAAGGCUGAUGAUGGAAGCAAACUGUCAGAUGUGCCGCAACAGUGA